AUGACCAACAAGGAUUUCAGAUACCCGUCACCUUCCGACUCGCACGACUACGUAUAUGAUUUUUCAGACCAUAUUCGCCGUAAACACGGCGAACUAAAUGAGGGCCUUGAAGCUGGUCAUCGGAUACGACUUCCUAUACCAGAUAUCCGGUUCGAACAGACAUACCUUAGCCGCGUGCAGACGUGCCUUCAUGUGGAAGAAAUAGCGGGAAGAGGAGGCGGUGUCGACCCUCCAUCAUCCACUGACGACUCAUUCACCGCUGCUACACACGUUAUACCAGUCAUCACUUCAUCACAGCAAAUCACACGCGUUGACUGGGGAAAACUAGCUUGGAUCACGGUUCGUGAUCAGGUAAUUAUGCCGCUGUUGCAAGGGAUGCUUUGGGGCGUCAUUGGAACAUACUACCGCCCCUUUGUUGGCGUUAUGAAGGACAGUCUUCGUAGUAAACCCGCUUCACCCCUCCCAGUGGAAGGCGAAGGCGUGGGAUUGUUAAGGAGCUGGGCAAAGAAGUUGGGUCUCGGGCAACUUACAAUUGGACCUGUUAGCACGACGUCAAGGUUGUAG
Molecule: messenger RNA, 564 nt
Organism: Suillus plorans
Lineage: Eukaryota; Fungi; Basidiomycota; Agaricomycetes; Boletales; Suillaceae
Exons: 2
Coding region: 1-564 (187 amino acids)
Biological process (GO): mitophagy
Molecular function (GO): mitochondrion autophagosome adaptor activity
Source: RefSeq, a predicted model, not a curated record